Molecule: messenger RNA, 843 nt
Organism: Papaver somniferum (opium poppy)
Lineage: Eukaryota; Viridiplantae; Streptophyta; Magnoliopsida; Ranunculales; Papaveraceae
Exons: 2
Coding region: 1-843 (280 amino acids)
Source: RefSeq, a predicted model, not a curated record
AUGGCUGAAAAGAGUAAUACGGAUUCAGAAUUUCUAGUACCAGCAGAGGAGAAGUGCAUUAUUGGAAGGAGCAUGUGGCAGAUAAUUUUAAAAAGCAAAGAAGAUUUGCAGGAGUGUAUAGAGAUUAAAGUUAGAAAAGUAAUUGGAAAUGGUUGGACUUUAUCUUUUAGCAGGGUUCUUAAUCCUACGGAGAGAAUUGAUUUGUUAGAACUAAAAGAUGAUUUAAAUUCAGUAUUUCGACAAGAAGGUGAAGAGGAUUUCUUGGAAGGGGAUUUUUCUUCAAAAAAGCUCUUUGAGCUGUUGAAUAGAGAAGAUGUUGAACGGGAAUUUACAGAAUUGUUGGAGAUUAAGCACAUUCCACCGAAGGUCUCGUUCUUGUUUUGGGCAGGUUUUGAUAAUUCCAUUCCUACAAGAGUAAUGCUAGAACAUAGGGGAGUACAUAUUGCCAGCAACAUGUGUUUGUUCUGUAACGGGGAGCCAGAAACUCAAAUCCACCUUUUUAUGCAUUGUCCAGGAAUCACAGACAUUUGGAAUUAUUUUAUUAAUUCGUGUAAGGUGACUUGGGUGAUGCCGCAAUCACUUACUUCUCUGCUGCAAAUCUGGAACACUUUCAGGUUUAAUGGAGUAAAGAAGGAUCUGCAGAAACUUAUUCCUUUUGCAGUUGUUUGGGUGAUUUGGCUAGAGAGAAACGAUGGAAUGCAUGGGAGAAGACAUAAGUCAGAUGAGGAGAUUAAGAUGAGUAUUAAGCAGACUCUGCAUUUGUGGACUGUUAAGCUAAGAUCUUUUGGUUCAUAUUAUGUGAAUCAAGUAUUAACUCAAUGGGAGACAGUUAUAUCGGUGUAG